Messenger RNA from Pisolithus orientalis, 1334 nucleotides. RefSeq names its product inositol-pentakisphosphate 2-kinase. Gene Ontology annotation, biological process: inositol phosphate biosynthetic process. The transcript is spliced from 3 exons. Gene Ontology annotation, molecular function: inositol-1,3,4,5,6-pentakisphosphate 2-kinase activity; ATP binding. NCBI's taxonomy places the organism in Eukaryota, Fungi, Basidiomycota, Agaricomycetes, Boletales, Pisolithaceae. The coding region runs from base 39 to 1277 and encodes 412 amino acids. The record is from RefSeq and is a predicted model, not a curated record. Gene Ontology annotation, cellular component: nucleus.
CCGACAUUACAAUACCGAGGACACUUUCCAAGUCCACCAUGCCCAUGGCGAGUCGACUGCAUGUCGCCGAUAGUAGACCCGAGGACUGGGUAUACGUCUCUGAAGGUGGGGCAACCAUCGUGUUCUCUUACAGAGGCACGGAGAACCCACACUUCCAGGGUCGCGUUCUCCGCCUGCGCAAAACUGCUCUCUCGAACAACGACACGGGUCGCGGUGUCGAGGAGGAACCCGAUGAUCCCAUGAUCGCGUUCCAAAGGGAUGUCAUCUCGUGCAUAGUCCCUCAGGCAUUCCUCCCGGAUCUGGACGUUGUUUUGUUGAACGAGUCGUGGUUGGAUGCAAUCGAGUGCCUGCGCAAUAGUGAUCGGCCUCAGGAAAGAUGGAAGAAAGAUAAGAUCGACAAACGACGGAGAAAGGGGGUCCUCGCGACAAACCUCGUCGGAGGCGAGGGUAUUGUUGCGGUAGAGAUAAAGCCCAAGUGGGGAUUUUUACCCAGAGAACACCAUCUGUCGCCGCAAACAGUCUCUACUAAAACAUCGACUUGUCGGUUUUGCAUGCACACCCGUCUCAGGUCGCAGGAGGGUGCCUCUCCUACAGACUAUUGUCCUAUGGAUCUAUACUCUCGCAACGAAACUCGCAUGGUGAAAGCGAUUCAUGACCUGUGGAAUGCCUGGGUCAGGAGCGACGGGUCGUUGAACAAUUUUAGAAUAUUCGUGUCUGGAAAGGUGAUCAAGCCUUCUCAUCAUGACUUCCACGAUGUCCCAAUCGGGCCGCCAGACACAGGGGUGUCUUCAAGUUUUAAUAGUGGCUUUAAGGAGACUCUCAUGGAAAAUCUCAUGCGCCUCCUCCUUGAUACGAGAGUGUUAGACAUCAUUUCUACCUUGCAACGCACCCUGGACGAGCUAGAUAUCGAGGGCAUUUCUAAGCUUUGCUCUAUGUCGAAAGCAGAUCUGGCUUCCAUGGUCGCCAAUCCAACUCCCGAAGACUGGCGUGAUUUCAUCAGGUGUUACCAGACAAGUUAUUGUACAUGGGAUCACGCGAACCCCGAUCCUAAGAAUAUCAAAGACUAUCUCAUGGCAUAUCUUCUUUCAGCAACGUUCAAAGACUGCUCGAUCAUACUCAGGUUCAACCAAGGCGGCGGAUCGUUGCCAUCGCAUUCAGUCAGUAUCAUUGACCUAGACCCUAAACCGAUGAACAAGCUUGGGGAAUGGGAAGAACUUGACAGGAGGGUCGUUGAGGGAUAUAGAGCUGGAGGUCAACAGAAGCGUUGUGCUCCUUAGCGCUAUUUCCUGUAACUGUAGUCCACUUUGAACAGAUUAAGUAAUCAAUUAAACCUC